This is a messenger RNA of Drosophila ananassae, 4097 nucleotides long. RefSeq lists its product as uncharacterized. The coding region runs from base 240 to 2663 and encodes 807 amino acids. The transcript is spliced from 7 exons. The record is from RefSeq and is a predicted model, not a curated record. NCBI's taxonomy places the organism in Eukaryota, Metazoa, Arthropoda, Insecta, Diptera, Drosophilidae.
CUUGAUAACACUAGCGGUGGGGGCGUUGUGCAACACUGUUUGUUUUGAGGGCGUAGUUCCAACAAGUGCUGAGCAUCAUUGUUUUUUUAUUAGUAAUCGUAGCUUGGCGAGGCCCGCCCUAGAAUCUCAUUUAAACUUAGUUUUUACUGUUUAUUUUAAGUUUUAUUAAAGUGUUUGUGUAAUAUAUUUUAAUACUCGAGGAGCGGCGGUGCCUAACGCCCGACGACAACAGCUACAAAAUGUUCCCCUCGACGAUUUUGGGGCGCAGCUACCUGCUUUUUAUGCUGGUGCUCGCCGUGGGCGUGUUCGCCCAGCACGAGUGGCAGGCCCGGGACGCCUUCGACGAGAUCAAGCGCCAGUUCGAUAAGGUCAACGCGGAUAACUGCCCCAUCCAGCACCACUCGGAUCUGUUCCUGCCCACGGAUUCCAUUUCCCACAAGCCCGAUAUCAAGGAGGUGAACGUCAAUCCGGUCUUCCCGAAUCGUACGGCGUUGCUUCAUCUCCAGAACAUGGCGCUCAGCAGGAGCUUCUUUUGGAGCUACAUCCUCCAGUCGCGAUUUAUCCGGCCCGCCAUCAACGACACCUACGACCCUGGAAUGAUGUACUACUUCUUGUCCACGGUGGCCGAUGUCUCUGCCAAUCCGUCCAUCAACGCCUCGGCUAUCUACUUCUCCCCCAAUAGCUCGUAUUCCUCCUCGUACCGCGGCUUCUUCAACAAGACCUUCCCGCGUUUCGGGCCCAGAACCUUCAGGCUAGACGACUUCAACGACCCCAUUCACCUGCAAAAGAUAUCCACGUGGAAUACCUUUGAUGUUCAAGAUCUGGGAGCCCACCACCCCGACUCUAUUUCCAAGGAUUACACGCAUGACUUGUACAAAAUAAACGAAUGGUAUCGCGCCUGGCUGCCAGACAACGUAGAAGGCCGGCACGACACAAAGAUCACGUAUCAGGUUGAAAUUCGGUACGCCAACAAUACAAAUGAAACGUAUACGUUCCACGGUCCACCCGGUGCCGAAGAAAACCCGGGUCCCAUUAAGUUCACGAGGCCCUAUUUCGACUGCGGCAGAUCCAACAAGUGGUUGGUAUCGGCUGUGGUGCCGAUAGCAGACAUCUAUCCGCGACACACCCAGUUCCGGCACAUUGAGUAUCCCAAAUACACAGCAGUCGCCGUGCUGGAGAUGGACUUUGAACGUAUAGACAUCAACCAAUGUCCUUUGGGUGAGGGUAACAAAGGACCCAACCACUUUGCGGACACGGCGCGCUGUAAAAAAGAGACUACGGAGUGUGAACCGCUACAUGGAUGGGGCUUUAGGCGCGGAGGCUACCAGUGUCGCUGUAAGCCAGGCUUCCGCUUGCCUCCGGUGGUGCGGCGACCCUAUCUUGGAGAGAUUGUCGAGCGUGCCUCCGCGGAGCAGUACUACAAUGAGUACGACUGCCUUAAAAUUGGCUGGAUCCAAAAGCUGCCGGUUCAGUGGGAGAAGGCACCCUAUCACAUUCGCCAGAAGUACCUCGACCGGCAUCCCGAAUAUAAGAACUACACUACAGGAUCUCGGGCUCUGCACUCUGAGCGCUUGAAUAUCGAUCAGUCUUUGAAGUUCAUACACAGUGUCAACUACCGAACAUGCAAGAACUUCCAUCCGCAGGAUCUGAUUCUGCGCGGCGAUGUCGGUUACGGCGCUAAGGAGCAGUUCGAGAAUGAAGCCAAGAUGGCCGUGCGUCUGGCCAACUUCAUUAGCGCCUUUUUGCAGGUAUCGGAUCCCAAUGAGGUCUACUCCGGCAAGCGAGUGGCCGACAAGCCCCUGACCGAGGACCAAAUGAUCGGCGAAACUCUGGCCAUUCUCAUGGGCGACAGCAAGGUGUGGUCGGCCUCGACGCUCUGGGAGCGCAACAAGUUUACGAACCGCACCUACUUCGGACCCUACGCCUACAAAACGGAUCUGAACACACGAAAGUUUAAGGUGGAGGAUCUGGCGCGCAUCAACAAAACCCACGAGCUGUAUACCGAGAAGAAGUACUUUAAGUUCCUGAAACAGCGCUGGAACACCAACUUUGACGACCUGGAAACGUUCUACAUGAAAAUCAAGCUCCGGCACAACGAGACAGGUGAAUACCAGCAGAAGUACGAGCACUACCCUAACUUCUACAGAGCGGCCAACAUCAAGCACGGCUUCUGGACACAACCGCAGUUCGACUGUGACGGCUACGUGAAGAAGUGGCUGGUGACCUAUGCGGUGCCCUUCUUCGGCUGGGACAGCCUCAAAGUCAAGCUGGAAUUCAAGGGAGUGGUAGCCGUCUCCAUGGACAUGCUGCAGUUGGACAUUAAUCAGUGCCCGGACUGGUAUUAUGAGCCGAAUGCGUUCAAGGAUACGCACAAGUGCGACGAACAGUCUUCAUACUGCGUUCCUAUUAUGGGCCGAGGCUAUGAAACCGGAGGCUAUAAGUGCGAGUGCCUGCAGGGCUACGAGUAUCCUUUCGAGGAUCUGAUCACCUACUACGAUGGCCAGCUGGUGGAGGCCGAAUACCAGAAUAUAGUGGCCGAUAAGGAGACGCGCUACGAUAUGUUCAAGUGCCGUUUGGCCGGCGCUUCCGGUCUGCAAUCUGCUUUGGGACUUGUCAUCUCACUGUUCGGCCUCACGCUCACCCUGCUGUAUAGAUUUAGUUAAGCAACCGCACGCCAAAUAACUAACGACAACUUCCGUCCAAACGAAACUCACAUAAAAUCUCUCCACAAAAGACAUCCAACUACAAAGCAACACAGACACAAAAUUGACACCCAAAAACAAAACGAGCUGCCAAGCCCGCCCAGCUCUCCUUCGUCCGCUUCGUCCCUUUGAACAUUGUCAUCAUUUAUCUGCAAGGCGAUUAAGUUGUAGACAUAAUCUAUUACAAUGAAUCUGGUUAUUUGUCAUUUCUAUCAAAAGCGGCAGGAGCAGGAGCUGAAGCAGAAAAAACGACAGCGACGGCAGAAAAGCGCAAACAGCCGCGCCUACUGCGCUCAGAUUACGGAAACGCAAACCCAAACCCAAACUCAAACGAACACGAAUACGAAAACGGAGUUACCGUUUUUAGCUCCUUCAGAGAUCCUCUCUAAUGUCCGUGAAGUCGCACAGCUGUGUGUGUGCAUGUGUGUAAGUGCCGAUCGCAAACCUGUUAACAUCGGAACCCAGUAGGCCCCGUACCUACACCCAUCGGCGAGGUCCAGGUCCAACCUGGGGGUUGUUUCUUCUCCUCUACGCACACCUUUUUUUGUCCAUUCCAUCCAACGGAUGGCACAAAAAAUCCAACGCCUGCCCGUGGUGUUUUUCUUAUAUUAAAUCGUCGAUGGUCCGUUUUUUGUGCUGCCUGAAUUAAAUAUAUAUGCCGAGAUGCUGCUGCCGCCGCUGUGCCGUUUUUUCCGCUUUUUGUUUUUUGCUCCUUGAUUAUCAUAUGCGCUUGAAUUUUUAUUAUCUGUACCCUGAGAACUUUUUCUAUGCGCCGCAGGAACCAGUUUAACAGCCACUUGGUCUCCUACCAGGGCAAAAAAAAAAUCAGAAAUAGCCAACGCUUUUUCAUUAAACGAAAAAAACUUUAUAGCCAUAGGUAGCUGGACAGGGGCACAAAAAAUCUUUUUCACACAUUUUUCAUAGUCAUUUCAGGGCAUCAGGAGCUCACCGGUGGGCAGUAACUUUCGUAGCAAACGGGCAACUCCUCCAUUUCCCUUUUCCUCUGAAAGGACCUCUGGCCGUCUGCCCGAACACGUUCGAGUGGCUGGCCAUGUCCGCUUUUGGUUUUGUUUCUGGGUGUCGUGUCGAGGUGUCGCCAUUACAUUCCGCAACCAAUUUGUAGAUCAGUACAAAACUUAAGCAAUCUAAAGUGUAAAUUGUGCCUUACAACUGGACUCUGUUUAUGCUCGAAUAUGUGUAAUACCUUAGACUACGACUAUACCAUACGUCCGUCCAAUGAAUCAGUCUAUUUUUUGUAUUAUGUAUCUUAAUAUUAAGUGUCCUGCGAGCGACUACAGAAAUUUUACAUUCUUUUUUAGUAUAAUGUAUAGAAUUUUAAGUGCCUUAUAACUCAAAAAAUUAUACACAACAAAUUAUAUACAACAAACCCACACA